ACCAAUUUCGCAGAAACUCUCGUUAUACGUCGUGCUUUUCUGACCGAAGAUGAAGUCAAACAAGCUAACGAGCAGCGAUUGAAGUACAAAGGCGCCGCCCGAGUUAUGAUUUCGGAGAUCCAUUUUAGGGGUCCAAGAAGCCAGUGGGUUGAUCAUAGAAACGUAGAAAGGCUCUGUAAUAUUUUCCAAAAGAGCGGUUACCGCCGGUUUGAGCUCGCCAACUACGUACCCGCCACCCUCUCACAGCAGGCGUUAGCGGACGCGCUGAAGAACGCUGAUAUCCACGCUUAUUCGCUUUUAACGAGCUCUGGGAAAAGUAUACCUACUUUAACAUUUCCAAAAGGGCAGUUAAGAGGUCUUCAUGGCCGUCACCGCUUGUAUACUGCGUCUAAGGUAUUAGCGCCCGCCGAGCGAUGGUGGACGGUAGAUCUCUUCUUGGACGACCUUAGUGUACCCCUAAGAACAUCAUUGAUUGAGGAGUACGCUAACGAGAGGAAACCAACAGAUAGCGAGAUAUAUAGGAAAAUCCGACAGUACGAAAGCGAGGGAAAUAGUUUGCUUCGACGGAAGUGGUUGUCGCGCUUAUCUGAGAACAACCAAAACCGAAUAAAGCAGCUAAGCAAAGAGACCAAUGAACAACUACGUGAAGGAUUUGAUAGGUUACUUGCCAUUCCGGGUCUUUGGCUGGAUGCUAUCCAGGAAGUGCUCACAUACCUUGAUCACAUUUUUGACACAUACUUGUCUUUUGUCGACGGUGACCGAGCUGCUCUCACACGCAUUGAUCCUGAGACUGUGCUGCAAUUACAAUCAAAGGCUCCUGGAAACUGCAAGACCGAUGCAAACAAAAUCAAGGGACUCAUACUUGGCCGGCAAAUAUUUUCUUCCUUUGAUGAAUCCCAACGCAAAGAAAUUUGGAGACGUAUUAAGCAUUUCGAUAGGAUUAUACUAUCUCUAUAUACGUUCUGGAAAGAUUUCUACUUUUUCGAACGCUACGCACAUUGCAUAAAACGGCUUUUCGGCGCCCCGAAAGGAAAUUUUGUGAAUGCACCAGACAGUCAAGAUUGUUUAGUACAAACUUCCGAGUUCGCGUAUCGUCGACAGGCUACCAACAGUAUUAAUAGUCUCGAUAUCGGAUAUCGGCAGCUGUGGUUGUACGCAAUACGACAUUAUGAGUCGAUGCCGCCACCCGCUAGGAACGAUAAGGAGCUAUUGACCAAGUCAGAACGCGGAGAGCUUGAUGAGCGUGUACUUUUUGAAAUAGCCGGACUAGCCCGCCGGCUUAGCUUUUGGUCCAAGGAGAUCAAACAAUUACUCCAAAGGUCACCUGACCGUUUGAUUACACGUAAUACUCUGCUCCGAGCCCGAAAGCCGGAUCAUUUUCACUACGAACCUGAACAAUUCGAGACUCUUGUUGAUUGUGUAGUUGAGUGUUUCUCGGCAGCUGUUGAACACAGAGAAACAACUUGCGAGAUCCUUGCAGACACUAGGGUGUCUUCUCGAGCGAGAAGUGGCUUCCCACAGAACAAAACCCAUGCACAAGAUACUCCACACCUUUUCUUCGAUUAUGUACAUGCCGAAACGCCAUUUCCUCCCCUAACGACCUUGUUUGUUCGGCGCUGUAUUUAUUUCGCCUACUUUAGAAGACGUUCGUCUUCAAAAUCAACAGCGGAAAGCUUACCACACAGUAUAACUACGCGAGAUAUAUCCCCACUCUUCGUCAAUGAAAGCGACUCGCCGGAUCCAGCUCCCGACGUACAACCAGGAGAGGUCAACCCGUCGUGGUCAGUCCAGGAGAACUACCAAGAGGAAACAGAUAACCUAGUAGCCCUUGCUGACCCCAUAGACGGCAUUGAGAACGAGCACGUGAGUAUUGAAAGCUCCGUAGCUGCCGAAGAUCAAAAUGACUCUGCAGAGGCGCUGGAAGGCCAAGAGGCAGAUAAGGUUUCCCCAAGGCUAUUGCUCGAUCCUCUCGAUUUAAGGUCUCCCAUCGCUUCCCAACAUAAGAGUAGCGAUGCACAUACUAGCCAUUCUCAAAGCCCAGGACAACUUUCAACCCCCGAAGAGAGUGCUUCGGAACACGAAGAUCCAGAGCAGGGGGACCUAAAUCCUGCUAGAAUUUACUCUCCCUCUGUGUAUUCUGUGCGAAGGAGAAGUAGCAUUGUCGAAGACAGAGACAUCGAGGCACAACGCAGAUUCGACGAAAAUUUAAUGCGGGCACUUCAGGAACGAGAGAGACUUGAUGAAGAUUGGGAACGAGAACGAUUGGAGCAAGAAUAUCAAGCAUUGCUUUCGGAUACUGGACAAAAUCAAUCUCAUGUGGCUGCCUUAGGGGCGAUAGAAGAGGAAGUGAAUUCCUUUGAAGAUCCUGCUAGACAGAGGGAUAAGGCUGUGUCUAAUGCGAAUCUCGACCAGGCAAGAGCCGCAAUGACUGAUAUGGAUACUCCAUCACAUACCAGGGAACAGCCGAUCCAUUAUGAGCCGCCUCGUCCUGCAGCUGUUCAUUCAAGUGCAGUUAUUAAUUUCAAAUUCAUGUCUUUCGAGCGUGAUCAAUUCCGAGUGGCUGAUAUUAUCCGGGUGGAACCCUCAGACAGUAAAGCUGUAGAACGAUCUGCUAUAAAAUACAUGCGGAAAGGUUUUGCGCUCUAUAACCAUCUUCAACACAGUGUCAGUCCUGCUAUGUGCUUUCGCGCAGGAACUACGGACAGUAUUAAUACUAUUUUUAUGUUUUCAACUGAAGAGGAGAGAAAACUUAUAGAUCAAAAGCAACUUAUAGGAGCCACGGCUCUACUGCCACGGCUCCCAGACAAGCCAGAAAGGCCUUUGAAAAGAAGACAGCUCGAACAGCUAGAAGAGGUUGAGGAGGAGCUGUAG
Messenger RNA from Penicillium subrubescens, 2871 nucleotides. Its product is annotated as DUF3723 domain-containing protein. Lineage: Eukaryota; Fungi; Ascomycota; Eurotiomycetes; Eurotiales; Aspergillaceae. The record is from RefSeq and is a predicted model, not a curated record. The annotation marks the transcript as partial. The transcript has 4 exons.